Molecule: messenger RNA, 774 nt
Organism: Pseudozyma flocculosa PF-1
Lineage: Eukaryota; Fungi; Basidiomycota; Ustilaginomycetes; Ustilaginales; Ustilaginaceae
Exons: 3
Coding region: 1-774 (257 amino acids)
Source: RefSeq, a predicted model, not a curated record
AUGCCGGCACCUCGGCCGUAUCCGCUCGACCCACACGCGCUCCUGGCAUGCAUCGUCCUGUGCAGCGUCGUCCUCGCCGCCGUGGUGUGCGAUCCGGUGCCCGUCCUCGUGUCGCUGCUCGGCAGCCUGGGCCUGCUCCUCGUCCUCGUCCCCGACGCUCUACUCCCGCACCUCCCGCAGAUCAGCAUCACGCUGCGCCCCUCUGCCGCCUCGACACCACCAUCGCAGGCGGGACAGGGACAGGGGGAGUGCGACUGUGAGAGAUGCAGACAGGCGGCGGUCGACGAGCGCCUAAAGCAGCGUACCCGACAACGGCGUGAGCUGAAACGGGAGCAGGCGGCCAAGAAGACGUUGGAGCUGUACGAGCAGAGAAAGAGGAGAGACGAGAUUGACAAACGCGUCAGGGCACUCACCAAGGCAAAGGUUGAACGAGAGUUGCAGAGGAGGGACGAGAGGGCCUCCAAGGCCCAGGCGGGCGGAUGGAAGCUCGGCCCCUUUCCGCCACCACCCGACCUGAUCGCUGCGGGAGGAGGCGGUCAGAACGUACCCAUCCUCGUCGCUCCGCACCCCGACCAAGCCAACGCGUCCCCCGACGUACAGCCUUCGGCAUCGCCCCACCACCAUCACCAUCGGCACUGCUGCCCAGCACACCAGGACAUCGACCCCGCCGCCGCCGCGUCCGCUGCCGUGUUUGACGAUCCAAAGAUCAAGGUCAAAUUCUGGAUGGACCCGGACAAACACGUCGUGCGCUACCGCGGCGAGAAGAUCCCCUGA